Molecule: messenger RNA, 1189 nt
Organism: Lymnaea stagnalis (great pond snail)
Lineage: Eukaryota; Metazoa; Mollusca; Gastropoda; Lymnaeidae
Source: the annotation of a GenBank genome assembly
CGGGGCGUUCCUCAGCAUGAACGGCAACUACACGGAUGGAAACUUGACCAUCGCUGACCUGGAAGUGGAGGAAAAUGACCCGGAUUUAAACUCUUUAUCCGCCGUGGGGCUCGUCCUCAGGGGCAUGGCGAUGGCCACGAUCAUGGUCGGUGCUAUAUUCGGGAACGUGUUGGUCAUCAGCAGCGUCCUGAGGUUCGAGCGCCUCCGAGGGAUCACAAACUUUUUCAUCGUCUCUCUGGCAUUCGCCGACCUCCUGGUGGCCAUCCUGGUCAUGCCGUUCAACGCCAGCAUGGAAAUCUCCGGCAAGUGGGUGUUCGGCAGAACGAUGUGCGAUAUAUUCAACGCCAACGACGUGCUGUUCAGCACGGCCUCCAUUCUUCACCUGUGCUGCAUCAGCAUGGACCGCUACAUCGCCAUACUUCACCCGCUGCAGUACGAGACUAAAAUGACGCGGCCGCGGGCCUUAUUCAUGCUGGGCGUAACGUGGAUUUCUUCAAUCCUCAUCUCCUACAUCCCCGUCUACUCACAGCUCUACACGACGGAAGAAAACAUGCAGGCACUAGUCAGGGACCCGGACUCCUGUCCGUUCAUCGUCAACAAAAUAUACGCCGGCGUCUCCUCCAGCGUCUCCUUCUGGAUCCCUUGUAUCAUCAUGGUCUUCGUGUACGCCAGGAUAUUCAUGGAAGCGCGUAAGCAAGAAAAGAUGAUACAAACCUCCGCUCUCUACAUGCACUACUCCGACCUCAGGAACUCCAACGGCAUCGCCCUGGACGGAGACGCGCACCGCUCGGAGCGGAGGAGGAUGAAACGCGAACACAAGGCGGCGAAGACGCUCGGGAUUAUAAUGGGCGCUUUCAUCGUGUGUUUCUUGCCCUUUUUUUCGUGGUACGUGGCCACGACGAUGUGCCGGGAGAUCUGCCCUUACCCGCCCAUGCUGGGCUCUGCCUUAUUCUGGGUGGGGUACUUCAACUCGUGCCUCAACCCCGUCAUCUACGCCUAUUUCAACAGGGAGUUCCGCACGGCGUUCAAAAAGCUCCUGCGGCUGGACAGGGUCCCGUGCGACGCCAGCUGUGAUCCCUCAACCCGCGCCCUCAACACGUCCUACGCCAACCACAACGUACUUCAGCAGCCCCGCGAUUCGUGCAACAUGGCCGUCAGACUCUCGAAUAGCUCCGUGCAGAGACCUUGA